Messenger RNA from Spodoptera litura, 5871 nucleotides. It is a transcript of the gene rols, whose product is annotated as zinc-RING finger and ankyrin repeat domain-containing protein rolling pebbles. The record is from RefSeq and is a predicted model, not a curated record. Gene Ontology annotation, molecular function: protein binding. NCBI's taxonomy places the organism in Eukaryota, Metazoa, Arthropoda, Insecta, Lepidoptera, Noctuidae.
AUGUCGAUAAAGAAAGAAUUCUCCGACCAAGCUAGCGUUAUAAUCAAAACAAUAUUAACAUGCUUUAUUCCUGUUGCAGACUUGGCGGCGAUACGUCAACUGCUGGAGAGCGAGACGGGAGGCACCACCUGUCCCAGCUGUAACAUGCCCUUUGACAAGGGCAAGAAGAGGAAACUGAUCGACACUUGCGGGCAUGAGCGAUGCUACUCGUGCAUGUUCAGGAACGAAGCUUGUCCGACGUGCGCGAGGAAUAACCAGGCCCAGCGGCGGCCGGUCAUGGAGAGGUACACCCCCUCGCCACAGCGGCAGGAGCCAGACUGGCAGUCACCGCACCGCCUGCCCAAGCCACCGAAGCAACCCUCCAACCUAGCACAGAGCUGCCCCACACCACCGCACACCAGGAGAAGAUUCUUCCUGAGCCCUAAAUCACUACGCAGUCCCUUCGGGCAGCGCGCGCGCCACUCGCACGACAACCACGUGCCCCUCUCUGGCUUGCCGGAGGAAGGGCCUCGGAAUGCGGCGUGGCACAGCUUGGUGUUCAAUAAGAUCAGGUCGCUGUGGUCCACGCACUCCUCAGUGCCCCAAGGACUCAACCAACUGACAGAUGACGAAGGAGGUCACAUCAAGCAGACCGGUUACGAGUCCAGAAGACAGAAUGACCUGUACAUGCGUUUGGGACUUCUUUUAGGCGAGAGAAGAGGAGCGAGGAAUAAGGCUAGAGACAGCUGUACUUCUCUCGCUUCUCUCGAUGCACAUACACUGGCGUCACAUAAUACCAGUCCGGUAUCAACCCUCACUGGUUCUUCAGAGGUGGAAGUAGCGACACCAUUGGGUCGUGACUCCUUAGGCUCUCUGGCGUCCAUGUCAUUAUCAGCAGCCAGCAACUGUUCCUCGUCCAGUCCUGGUAGCAGACGACAUUCUGUUAACACUCUUCAAAGUGGCAGAUCAGAUGAACUGACGCGAAUGUCCAGUGGAUUCUUCAAAACACGGAAAACAGCAGCCAGACGAUCAGCCAGGGUCAACAGCAAGCAAUCAUCGACAUCGUCAGAAAUCAAAAAAGUUCAUCCAUCACCACAACUUACAUUACGACCACUGUUCUUCGAGGUACCUUCAACAGACAAUCAGAUGUUCUUCUCAGGAAGACAAUGGCUUAUGAGGGAUAUGGAGAAAGCUCUGGACUCUAGUGCUUCAGGUAUCAUAGUAUCUGGUUGUCCAGGCACUGGAAAGACAGCACUAAUACUCCAGCUAGUAGAAUACUCCUGCUUUGGUAGAAAAAGGAACUGCGAAUAUGAAGAAUUACGAGAACAAUCAGAUAUCAGGGAGAUGCUACCAGAGGAGCUCACUAUUGGCAUGUUCACCCACCUGGCUUCACAUGUAGUCGCUUAUCAUUUUUGUCAGGCUGAUAACAACAGUACUUGCCUCGUGGGUGAAUUCGUCCAUUCACUAGCAGCACAACUCUGCCAAGCUCCUAGACUACAAGCCUACAGAGAAUAUCUCCUUAGUGAACCUCAUCUACUCGCUUGUUUGUCUCUCAAAGAGUGCAUCGCAGACCCAGACUUAGCUUUCAUGAGAGGCAUCAUUGAACCUCUCAUAAUCCUGAGGAGAAAUGGAAGCAUAGAUUCCUCAAACAGCAUCAUUCUCGUAGACGGUCUUUGUGAAGCCGAAUACCAUAGACCGGACCAUGGAUACACCAUCGCUUCGUUCCUAGCAAGACAUGUACCAGAAAUGCCUACAUGGCUCAAAGUAGUCGCUACUGUAAGGACACAAUUUUUGGAAUUGUCGAAGCAGUUGCCAUACACCAGGCUGAGUUUAGACGAGUCAGACAAUGUUAACAAAGAUCUCCUGGAGUAUUUCAACACUAGACUUCAAGCUGCUCCUAUCAUAGAAACAAAUAUCAAGUGUUCAACUGGAAAGAUUGAAGGAGUACACAAUUCAGUGAUGAAAUUCGCUCAAUACGUUCUCCACCUAAGCCAAGGCUCGUUUUUGUUCCUAAAAUUAGUACUAGACCUACUUGAAAGGAGUCAUAUUGUUGUUAAAUCUACAAAUUACAAAGUAGUGCCAAUAUCAUUGGCACAAAUAUUCUUGUUGCAAUUCAAUCUACGAUUCCCUACGGUACAGUCAUUUGAGAAAGUCACGCAUAUCCUAAGCGUCUGCUUAGCAGCAUUAUACCCUUUAACUUUGGUUGAAAUAUACUAUUCAGUGAAUUCAUUGCUGGUCAAUACGUUCCUUCCUUGGGAUGAGUUCUGCCACAGAUUCGAAUCCUUGACAGACUUUCUGGUGAAAAGGAUCGACAACACAUACAUGUUCUUCCACCCUUCGUUCAGGGAAUGGUUGAUAAGAAGAGAUGACAAUGAAAGUCCAAAAUUCCUCUGUGAUUUGAGAGCUGGACAUUGUGGUAUUGCAUUCAGGCUAUCCAGGGUACAAGCGCCAUUAGACUCAGAAAAGUCAAUGGAGCUAGGACAUCACAUUUUAAAAGCACACAUGUACAGGAAUAUGGGCCCAGCGCAAUUAGGUUUAUGUCCAAGAGAUUUGCAAGCAAUGUUGGUAGCAACAAGUUCAGCCAAUGUUGGUGAAGCAAUUGCCAAUUUGAGGAAUAUUUACACUCCAAAUGUAAAAGUAUCUCGGCUGAUGCUCUUAGCUGGAGGUUCUCCCAACCAGAUCACAGAAUGUCUUGGUAGUGCCCCACUGCUAUGCAUGUAUGCGUAUCAAGGGAUAUUGGCAAUGGUUGGGCUGUUGAUAGAAUUUGGAGCUGACAUGGAAAUGACGAACUCUCAAGGUUGUACAGCGUUAUCUUUGGCGUGUCAAAGGGGGCACACUGAUGUUGCGAGGAGACUUAUAGCUGCAGGUGCAUCACUUAGUCAUACGGACACUGCAGAGCAGACUCCUCUAGUCCACGCAGCGAAGAAUGGUCACAGGGAUACAGUAAUCUACUUAUUGGGUUGCCAGACUGGCAACGAUAGAAAUUCUUUGGACAUCGAUGAUGGUAGCAUUGAGCAACUAGUUCCAGGAUCACGACAUGCCUUGAUAGCUGCAGCCCAAAAUGGACAUUUAGAUAUUGUGGAAUAUCUUCUUGAUACUGCUGAAUUAAUUCCUGAUGGCAUAUGUCCAGUGACAGGAGAAACAGCUCUCACAGCAGCUUGUUCAUCAGGCAAUGCUGCAAUUGCCGAUGCUCUUCUCAUCCGAGGAGCUACACCAUAUUCCCUAAACGCUCGACAACUAUCACCAUUAGCACUUGCAGCCAAAAAUGGCAGAACAGCUUUAGUACUAAGGCUUCUAGAUUCAGGAGCUGAUGUUAUGGGCUCUGGUGGAAAGAUUCCCUCGAUAUUAGCAGCUGCAGAAGGUCAUGCUGAUGUUGUAGAGAUGUUAUUAAAUCAAGGUGCUGACCCAGACGCUGUCGAUGGUGAUGGAAUAUCGGCUCUUGGCUGGGCGUGUCUAAGAUCCAGAUUGCCCACAAUGAUAGUCCUGCUUGACAAAGGAGCUACCAUAGACCAACCUGACGGUAGCGGUCGUACACCUUUGGGUCUCGCCUGCGGUGGACCAUCAGACCUCGUUGAUAUCCUGCUGGAGAGAGGAGCCUCUUUGGAAAGAGUUGACCACAGCGGCCUUAGGCCGCUUGACAGAGCUAUUGGACAACGGAAUGUUCCCGUCGUCAAUUGUUUCUUAAGAAAAGGCGCUAAACUUGGUCCAACCACGUGGGUCAUGGCUUCGGGCAAACCAGAAUUCAUGCUAAUACUGCUGAACAAGUUAUUAGAAGACGGAAACAUGUUAUACCGUAAGAACCGACCUUCAGAAGCAGCUCACCGCUACCAGUAUGCACUGAAGAAGAUAAACCCACUGAUCAGUGACGAAGGGCUGACGACUCCUACCACUCAACCAGUGCCACAUGAACAUGUGUCAGCUUUUGUGCAGUUGAAGACCAAUUUGCUGCUGAACUUGUCUAGAUGCAAGAGGAAAUUGAACGAACCGUCAGAAGCGUUAGACCUUGCAGCACGGGCCUCUGGCUUGCGUCCCAACGCCUUUGAGUGUGCCUACGCCAUGGCUCGAGCCAUCCUCGCCCUCAACAAGCCGUCAGAAGCUCUUCCUCAUGCUAGAAGAGCAUUACUUCUUGCUCCAAGCACCGAUCUCUCCACCAUGCGAACUCUAAAAGCGCUUCAACAAGAAAUUUUAACAAGGAUCAAUACUGGGUCCCAUAGUCUUAACGGUGAUACUCGAUCUAUGAGGAAUUUUGACACAAUCAGCCUUAAUAUGCCAUAAUGAAAUUCAAAAUGUAUAUCAAUUAUACAAAGUUUUUGUACAAAAAUGGAUAGAACAUGGUUUUUGUUAUAUGUUUGAUAUCUAAAGUGGUUUCUGGCUUUUGACGCUAUUUUUUAACUCGUAUAAUAUUCUUACAUUGAUAUAUUUCACAUAAUAAUUCUUUGAAUCGAAUUAUUAUGCCUGUAAAUAGUAUCUAUGAAAACGAACGAUCGAACUCUUUAAAAUAGAGUGUCUUUGUAAAAGUCAUCAUUAAGAAAAAGGGACAGAGCAUAUUCUGUAUACCUCUAUCCCUUUUUCUCAUUGGUCCGAUGAUGAACUUAAAACUCCAGUUAUUAUUGUAUCUGUAUAAAAGAAACGAGUUAUUAGAUUUAUUAACCUUUUGGUUAAUUUCUGUAUUUUACGAAUGGAUUUUCUUUUAUUUGUAAAUGUUUUGUUGCAGUUUUUUCUGUUGUUAUUCAUGUUAGCAAUAAAAUAUUAAUUACAUUAUUCUUUAAUACGGUUAAUAAACUUAUAAUGUUUAUAAUUAUACCUAAAAUAUCUUUGAGAAAGAAACAUACAUAACUUAGGUUUGUGCGAGAUGUAAAGUUUAUUUAAAUAAUUUCAUUUGACUUUUUUAUAUACGUAAUUACAAUGUGGUUGUUUUUUGAGCUUUAGGCUUUAAAUUAUUAUAUAUUUGUAUAAAAUAUGCAUGGUAUUUCAUUAUAAAAUAUAAACACACCAUUUUAUACUUAAUACCAACAAGUUUAGUGUUCUAAAUUGAUUGGAUUACUACUUUUUACUUGAUUUUUCAGUAUGUAGAUAAUGUUUUUUUUUAAAUAACAUGUUUUUUUACUAUGUAAUGGUAAUACAUGUAAAUAUUGUAAUUCAUCCUAUUACGAUAUAAGUAUUGACAAUGUACAGCGUCUUGAAAUAUAAAAAAUAUAGUUAUAACCUCGAAUAAUUAUAAUCGUGUUUACAAAAUAUCAAUCGCUUGCCAUGUUUUUUUUUUACUAAAGUGCUUUAACUUUUUUUUUAUUAUCGGUGCCUAACCUCUUUGGAAUUUUGCAAUUUUUUUUUAAUUUGUUAAUUUUUAAUCUACAUUUGAGUGAAACUCAUGUGCCCAUGUUCUUGCUUAUCUACUAAUUAUUUUAAUUAAUUAUAAUUUAUUAAAAAUAUUUGAAUGAGUUCAAAGUAUGAGAAAAAAUUAGAAGUGAUGAAAUGUAGUGGAAUUUGUUUGUUUGUGUUGAAUGUAUCUAUAUAAAAAGAGUGAUGUAUGUUAUAAUCUAGUAGUUUAUAAAUAAUUUUAUUUAUUUUUUGAUUUCUUAAAAGUGCAUAGUCGAAAUAUUAGCGAGUGGAAUUAAAAUUAUACAUUUAUAAAAAAAGAAAAUAGGUUUAAAUAAAAAAAAAUCGAAAUAUGUAGUAAUUUUUACGAUUUUUCUGGAAUGAAAAUAUUGAAAUGAUGUCUGGCCAAAAUUUUAUACAUUUUAUUAAGACUGAGGACAAUAUAUUGGUUGAAAUUAUGAUUGUAACGGAUACUUAUAGCUAUGAUAUAGUAUUGUAAGAAAUAUAUUAAGUACAAUAGUUACUCAGGCAGUACAUAUUAUGAUUGUAUUAAAUAUCUUUUUCAUAUGGCUUCAA